AUGCCAGACAUAGCACCAGAAAGGAAAUGCAAGAUUUCGGCCUCUCGAAAGCUCUCUUUGAAGAUCCUCUUGCUGACUCGUGCAACGGAACAGCUGGAGGCAGAGAAGGCUGCAAGAGAGGAAGAGAAGGUUCGCUACCUGGGAGAGAAGCUUCCACCGUUGCAGCUUACUGGUUUAAACAUGGACGAAAUGCAGAAAUUGUGUAAACAGAUCCAUGCAAAGAUUGAUAAGGUGGAUGAGGAGCGGUACGAUUAUGAGGCCAAAGUCAUCAAGAACAACAGAGAUAUCAAUGAAUUGAAUCUAAAGGUGCAGGACCUUGGAGGGAAGUUCAAGAAGCCAGCUCUGAGGAAGGUGAGAGUGUCAGCAGAUGAGAUGUUGAAGGCUCUCUUUGGAUCCAAAAACAAGGGCUCCAUGGACCUGAGGGCAAACCUCAAGUCUGUAAAGAAAGAGGAUAUCAAACAAGAAAAGGAGCUGACCUUGGAGGUGGGUGACUGGCGUAAGAAUGUGGAGGCCAUGUCUGGUAUGGAGGGCAGGAAGAAGAUGUUUGAUGCAUGAUCUUAUAUAGUAAGAACCAAAUUCAAAUUGAAAUAGUAUAACAAAAUGCACAAUUUAAAAGAAUUGAAAAACAAAAGAAGAAAAUGACAGUAUGCCUUGAAGGCUCAUGUUUGAUGAAGCUCAGCAGUGAAAUAUAAAGAGUAGAGUGACUGUAGGUUUGCCUCACAACAGUACUUUGUGCACAAAAAUCAGUCUUUGUCAGUCUUUUAUUCUGCGUUUAGAAGCUGUUUUGGUAAGAGUGUAAUA
Molecule: messenger RNA, 801 nt
Organism: Morone saxatilis (striped sea-bass)
Lineage: Eukaryota; Metazoa; Chordata; Actinopteri; Moronidae
Gene: tnni1c
Product: troponin I, skeletal, slow c
Exons: 6
Coding region: 1-555 (184 amino acids)
Biological process (GO): muscle contraction
Cellular component (GO): troponin complex
Source: RefSeq, a predicted model, not a curated record